AUGCAAGGGGUAGUUCGUUUUGGUGCUUGUGGGAAGUUGAAUCCAUGUUUCAUUGGUCCUUAUGAUGUGCGCUAUGUUUUGACGGACUCUCACAUUUUGAACCUCGUGUCUCUAGAACUUGACAAGAUACUUUUAUAUGAAGAGAGACCGAUCCAAAUUCUUGAUUCGAAGGUCCUUAGUACUUGUAAAAAAUACAUUAUGAUGGUAAAAAUCCUAUGUCACUCUAAUCAUAAAACGAAAGAGGCGACUUGGGACAUCGAGGAUUCCAUGCGUGAGAAGUAUCGCUAUUUACUUUCCCAGGAAGUCGAUUCUCAUAAGUGGUGUGUGACCUUGGUUUAUGAUUUUUACAUGAUUUUUUAA
Amaranthus tricolor (Joseph's coat) is the source of this 360-nucleotide messenger RNA. RefSeq lists its product as uncharacterized. The transcript has 3 exons. The record is from RefSeq and is a predicted model, not a curated record. NCBI's taxonomy places the organism in Eukaryota, Viridiplantae, Streptophyta, Magnoliopsida, Caryophyllales, Amaranthaceae. Bases 1 to 360 code for a protein of 119 amino acids.